CUGUGUGUGUGUUUUUUUUCUUCUGCAACAACAAGUAUAGAUACAGCAAGGCUGUAUCUAUCAAAGUAACGGAAGUACAAAGUUCUGGAAGGCGAGGUUAAGUUUGUCGCGAAUGGAGGACACAAUGUCGACAUGGUUCAGAAUUCCCCCCUUCGUCUACGACUCCUUAUAACUUUACGUCGCGCCCCUCCCCCCAUACACAUAUUGGAAUUUUUUUUUUUCAUCACUGCACAUUUAUAGUCGUUUACACCACACAGGGAUUGGUGGUCACAAGCGUAAAUUAUGUUUUUCCAUAGGUGGAUAUAAAAGUGCCGUGAACUUAGCUGUUUUGAAUCUCUUGUCGUGACGGAAAACGGAAAUUUCGUAGAGUGCGCCAGCUACCGAAGCUACCAAAGAAUCAGUCUCAAUCAUGAGCUGUCGUAGCAGCUGAUUUUUCGCUAUACUCUCUCGCUCCAUCUUUCGGAUCCCGUGAAAAAAAAACCAGUAUUUCGUGAUAAUUGUGCGCGCGCGUGUCUCUUUGUGUCUUCUGUGUGUUGUGUUGUUGGCAUAUGUGUGUACGCGUGUGUAUUUUUAUUCGAAACAAUCGCGCGUUUUCCUUGUAGUAAAAAAACAUUGAGGCGUUUGAGUUUUUGGUCUCACGAGGAAUAGACACGUGAGACGGCGCAACGUCGAAUCUACGAGUCUUCAACAUCCAAAGGUACGCCGUCAUUCAAGGGUGUAUCUCUCAAGGAUAGAUCGUAAAACACAAUGGAUUCCGAAGAAGAAACGCUCUACGACGAGGUUGACUCUGGCAAUGAGUCCAGCGGAGACGACGUCGAUUUUGCCAUGGAAAUAGAAGCUGGCAAUCCGCGCGAAAGGGCCGGCGAUAGCGACGAAUAUCCUUUUGAAGUACUUUCUACCGAAGAGAUUGUUCAGCACAUGGUGGACUGCAUCAAAGAAGUCAACACUGUUGUCGAAAUACCCGCAACUACAACUCGUAUACUGUUGAAUCAUUUCAAGUGGGACAAAGAAAAACUGAUGGAACGAUUUUAUGAUGGCGAUCAGGAAAAAUUAUUUGCCGAGGCUCGAGUUAUAAAUCCGUUUAGAAAAGGUCCCGUUAUAUCAAGGUCUCGAUCAUCCCAGAGUUCUCUGGCAAGAAGAACUUCUACUAAUGGAACCGAAGAGUGCGGUAUCUGUUUCACCAUUUUACCAACUUCGAUGAUGACCGGUUUGGAAUGCGGCCAUCGUUUCUGCACCGGCUGUUGGGGAGAAUAUUUAACUACGAAAAUCAUGGAGGAAGGAGUGGGACAGACAAUUGCUUGUGCGGCUCAUGCAUGCGAUAUAUUGGUAGACGAUGCGAGUGUCAUGCGUUUAGUCAAAGAUUCAAAGGUCAAACUCAAGUAUCAACACCUAAUAACUAACAGCUUCGUUGAAUGUAACAGGCUAUUGAGGUGGUGUCCAUCUCCGGACUGCAACAGCGCUAUUAAGGUUCAGUACGUCGAGUCAAAGCCGGUAACUUGCAAAUGUUCUCAUACAUUUUGUUUCCAUUGCGGAGAGAACUGGCACGAUCCGGUGAAAUGUCAUUGGUUGAAAAAGUGGAUUAAAAAAUGCGACGACGACUCGGAAACGUCAAACUGGAUAGCAGCUAACACGAAGGAGUGUCCCAAAUGUAACGUGACGAUUGAGAAGGACGGCGGUUGUAAUCACAUGGUGUGCAAAAACCAACAUUGCAAGACCGAAUUCUGUUGGGUUUGCCUCGGACCGUGGGAGCCCCAUGGCACUAGCUGGUACAAUUGCAAUCGUUACGACGAGGAAGAGGCUCAAGUAGCCAGAGACGCUCAACAAAAAUCGCGAUCCGCCCUACAGAGAUAUUUGUUUUAUUGCAACAGAUAUAUGAAUCAUAUGCAAUCAUUGAAAUUUGAGAGCAAAUUGUAUGCCAGUAUCAAGGAAAAAAUGGAAGAGAUGCAACAACACAACAUGUCAUGGAUCGAGGUACAAUUCUUAAAAAAAGCUGUCGACAUAUUGUGUCACUGCCGAGAGACCCUCACGUACACCUAUGUCUUCGCUUAUUAUCUACAAAAGAACAACCAGUCUGUGAUUUUUGAGGACAACCAGAAGGAUCUUGAAAGCACAACCGAGCGUCUCUCCGAGUAUCUUGAGAGAAAAAUUACCAGCGAGAACCUCACUGAUAUCAAACAAAAGGUUCAAGACAAGUAUAGAUAUUGCGAUAGCCGGAGGAAGGUGCUGCUCGAGCAUGUUCACGAGGGCUACGAAAAGGAAUGGUGGGACUACAUAGAAUAAGAUGAGGAUCGGAGCUUGUACCACCUGGAUGCAAUGAUAAACAUCCUUUCCCUUUUUGCCGCCGCCGCCGCCACCGCCGCCCCAGCUGUGAUAACCCGAAAAAGCUGACAAGAGACAAAAGAAAAUUGAAGGACGAAAAAAGCAUAUAUAUUUAAAAAAAAAAAAAAAUUGAAACAAAAAAGAAGGCGGUCACCGAGUGAUAUCCCCCCCCCCCCCCCCCCCCCCCAAUUCGCAUAAGCAUCUUUUAGAUAAACGCGGUCUGUGACAACGCAUAUAAAAAUACUUUAUCGAUUUCAUUAUUGGAACUGAACCAAUGAGGAAAAAAAAGAAAAAAAAACGCCAAUCCCAUCAUAAAAGGACCUAACAAAAAACAACACACUGCUUGCGCUUGUGUAAUUAAAAAAAUAUUUAUAACGCGAAUCGAUGAGAUCGAUCAUUUUUCGCCGUUAAAUCGCGUAAAAAUGAAAAUGGAAACACGCGACCCCGUUGAGAAUGAUCCGUGAUCGAUCCUCGAUCGAGCCUAUGACGGCCGGAUUUCUUCGGGCGCUUCCUACUUCUACCAUACUUUCUUGUUAUUUUCGUUUCGUUAUUGUAACAUUUUUUCGCGCUCGAUCACCAGCAGCUUGUCCCCCCCCCCCCCCCCCCCCCCCAUAAAUUGAAACGAUCUCAUUGUUUUUCUUUUCAAACGUUUCUUGGUUUUCUUUUUCCCUUUAAAAAUUAUGAUCGAUUUUUUUCAUCAACGGCAUUGUGAAUCUCUUCUUUUUCGGAAUUCCAAUAUUAUUUCGUCAAUUUUAGAGGAAAUCGCGGUUGGUGGUCAGUCUUUUCUUUUGCUUCGUCGUCAACAACCGAGUGAGCCAGCCUCCAUUAACGAAAUUCGAUCAUCCUUAUAAGAUUCAAAGAGAACAACAACAAAAUUUUUCGCGUUUCUACGAUCUAAGCUUGAGAAAGCCAAUAAAUUAUAUCCAUACGACCGCUGAUGCAUCAACGAGUCUUUAUUUUACCAUAAAGUAUCCUCGAAUCCGUGCUCUCUCCCUCUUUCGGUCAACGAUACGUCCAGGCUACAACUGCUACACGAGAGUAAAAACCAAAUAUAUACUAAAUAAAUAAUAAUCGUGUUUGGUGUGUUGGGCGGCGGUUGUUAAAAUUUGCAUGUCAAGGACCAAAUUUCCGUUUAAUUGCGUUACCCUGAUGCAAAAAUUUUGCAUACGCUGCUCUGGAAGACUUGGGGGGGGGGGGGGGGGGGGGGGGGGGGGGGGGGGGGGGGGGCGUAGCGGUUGAAAAAAAAAAAACAAUACGGUUAACGAAAAUAUUGGAAAGGAGACAGGAAUGAGCACUAGAGUGACUGACGGACUACGAUUGGGUGAAUGUAUUUUUAAAAUAAACGGCGAUGCGACGGGGAACCACCUUUUCGGGGCGAAUAUAUCGGCAUAAAGGAGGAAAAAGGAAAUGAAGAGAAAUAAAAAAACGUAAAACAAACGAACAAACAAAAUAAUGGAAACGAAUAGAGAAGAAGAAUUAUAUUAUUAAUUAGCAUAGCUGCGACAAGAUGUUCGCUUCCGUGUCAAAAUUCUAUCCCCCCCGCCCCUCAACGAAAAAGAAUAAACGUAAGAAAUGAUAAAAAUAUAAACUAAAUACAACAAAAAAAAUGAAAUAAAAGUAUCUGAGAUAAUCGCGGAGGUUUGUCAGGAGGAGUAGACAAGUGUUAAAUAUUCAAUGUAUUUGGGUUUUGCGAUUGUUGAGUUUAAUUUUUCAUAAUCUCAUCCUUAUUCACUAAAGAUGGAACAAAUUUCCCGGCUCUCUCUUACUUAAAUCCAACUUUUCUCUUUCUCGCGUGAUCUCUCUCUCUCUUUCUGCAUAUUAUUCAAGAGUUUUUCCGAUCAAGAUCGAUCGACGCGUACACCUACGCCCAAUCGCUGUUCUCUGUCGCCAUCAACUUUGUUUUGAUGCGCGGCUAAUAAAUCACCGGAGACGCGUUCACAAACGAUCAAGGCAAACCAACUUGCUCCCUAUUUUUUGUUCGUCAAAAAAGUGUGUUUGGCAAAAUCCAAAGAGUUCAGAAAAAAUGGAAAAAAAUAGUGGUAAAAAUUUAAUAGAGUUGCUGAAAGAUUGAUUCCAUGACAAUGAAAUAUAAGAUUUUUGAAAACAAAAACCAAAUGGAAUGACUUGAAAAAAUGUUUAUUAUUAUCGUUGAUUUUGAAUCUUGUUCUUUGGGAGCAAGCUACUCGCCUGAGGCAUUCAAAAGUACGUUGCUAGCACUUUGACAAUGUCCUGCGACCGGGGCUUGCGAACCAGUUCCGUUUGUACAGUUAUUAUAGCUAUAUAUUUACUAAUAAGCAUAUACAUUUAUCCAAUAUUAUGUGCGGUAAUGUAUGAAUCAUUUCAGGCAAAAUCAAUUAUCCUACUCUCAGAGCUUUGAGAUUUCCAUUUUUUUUUUUUUUUUUCCAUCAUGUACACUUUAGUAAAACGAACGUAAUGCUUGAUACAAAAUUUCAGAUAAUCUCUUAGCCAAUUCGUUCGAUUGAUCAUUCGACGUGAAAAUCCGAAAACUGUGGAAAAAAGUCAAUCUCGUCGUGUCUUAUUAAUUAACUUAUUAAUAGUACCAUCCGUAGGAAAGAGUGUGGCAAUGAUCAUUCCUGAGCUUCAUUACAUUCAUCUAAUUUACAAAGGCACACGCACACGCACGCACGCACGCACGCGCACACACUUCAAACGAAAAUGUACAAAUAGAAUGAAAAAAAAAAAUGGAAAUGCGAGAGUCGAGAUCUAGUUGAUUUUGUCUGGCUGUUUCGUAUAUAAAUAUAAAUAAAUAGACUGUCGAUCAAUAGUAAACUUAAUAAGCCAAGUCGAAAGAUUCGAUUGAUCCAGUGGAAAAAUGCAAAAAAUAAAACUGUUGAUUAUAAUAAUAAUAAUUAUUAUUAUUAUUGUGGGAGUUGCUGACGACUGGGGAAAAAUGAAGAGACGAAUAGUUGCAGUCAUCAAAUCAUCAAAUGUUCAGUCUUGGAAGAAUGAGAAAAAUUUUGAAUAGAGAUAUUGGAAUUGUCAUAUAUCGUGUAUAUAUAAAAUACGUGUAAUCGCAAGUAUAGUUGUGUCGUUUAGCUCGAGUUUUUAUAUUCUUCAUUGGCGAGAGUUAAAAAUGCCCAAAGAGGCAAGAAAAGCGAUCGUUGUUCUACAAUUUAUUACGACGACGUAUUACACACUAAAUUCGUUACUUUUGGUUUUGUAUCUCGGUGUUCUUCGAAGGUGUGCAACAUUGAAUGUGAUUUAUCAUCAAUGACGUAUAGAUUUAUUGAUCGUUCGUCGAUUUAUAUUUAGGAACAAACGAAAGAUCAAACAAAAAAAUGUAUGACGCAGGAAUCGGCUGCCACCGUUGCCGCGGUUGUCGCGAUUAAAGCAAAAGUGCACGCGGUAUUACUCCGCCCUGAGAAUAAUAUGUGGCCCAAACCCCCAACAGUAAUAUCGAAAAUGUUUAGCAAAAUGUGUUAUACCGAACGUUAUGAUAUUUGAGUUUGCAAAGUAGCAAUGUAACCAAAUUCUAUAUAUUUUUAUCGUUGCGUUAUUUAAUUCUUUUUACUUUCAACGCAAAUCUCUAGUGAAUAUGAGGAACUGACAACUAAAUCAAUGAUUUUCGAUGCAUUUUAUCGUGCAAAGUUUUGCAACGUCAAUCAUCAUCAUCAUGCGGGGGGAUCUCGCGAAGCGUUAAUUUACUAUGUUUUUCGUGAAACACAAGUAGUGUCGAAUGGAAGACUGCCGUCGACUUUGUUUUCUUCCCUGAAAUACGCGCUAAACACGACAUUAUUGUACACACGCGGAGAGAGUCGUCGAUUUUUUUAUGUCAUCAAGCAGCGUUUUCAUCCUCCACACUUUGGGCUCGAAAUAUCAUUUUGUUUGUCCGAGUAAAACUAAUUAUGUGAAAGAAAAGGAAUCAUCACGCUUGGCGUCAUUGUACUUGCGCGAAUGAAAAAUACAAUGAAACAUCGCAAUUCACAGUUAGUUAUUACGUUUUUCUUUUUCCUUGUUCUGUUUUGUUUUUAUUGUUUAGGGUAUAUUACAUAUUUUUUAAAAAUUUCAAAAUAUAUGUGAACCGCAUUUUUUCCGCAAUUGUCAUUCGCGAUCCAUGUACUUGACAAAAUUUAGAUCAAAUAAAAUCCAAAAUGACCCUCA
Messenger RNA from Venturia canescens, 6441 nucleotides. RefSeq names its product E3 ubiquitin-protein ligase ariadne-1 (gene ari-1). The record is from RefSeq and is a predicted model, not a curated record. Gene Ontology annotation, molecular function: ubiquitin protein ligase activity; ubiquitin conjugating enzyme binding; zinc ion binding. Lineage: Eukaryota; Metazoa; Arthropoda; Insecta; Hymenoptera; Ichneumonidae. Gene Ontology annotation, biological process: protein polyubiquitination; ubiquitin-dependent protein catabolic process; positive regulation of proteasomal ubiquitin-dependent protein catabolic process. Gene Ontology annotation, cellular component: cytoplasm; nucleus; ubiquitin ligase complex. The transcript is spliced from 8 exons. The coding region runs from base 748 to 2280 and encodes 510 amino acids.